Acaulospora morrowiae is the source of this 844-nucleotide messenger RNA. NCBI's taxonomy places the organism in Eukaryota, Fungi, Glomeromycota, Glomeromycetes, Diversisporales, Acaulosporaceae. The record is from the annotation of a GenBank genome assembly.
GUGUUUACUUCGUUUAUUUUGGGCAAGAAUUCGUAACACUAGAGAUUUCUGUGGUAAUUGCUUUGAUGUUGAGACGAAUGGCUCGCUGUAUUCCGAAUCACAAGCUGAACUUGGACUUUUAAAUCCAUCCUCGACUUCAUCGAAAGCUGCAUCAGCUAAAAAGGAGUGUAGAUUUGAAAUGGGAGGUAGUGGAGGAGAUAUAGAUCACCAAGUGACCGAUAACGGAUCGAAUAGAGUAAAGAAAGAUGAAAAUAAUAUUCAAGGGGGUCAAGAAAUCAAGAUUAAAAGAAAUAACGAUCAAAGGAGUGCGAACGAUGUGAGCAACGUGAAGGAUAAAUGUCAAAGUGGAAACAAGAAGGCUAAGGAUAGCAAAAAAAAAGAAAAUGCCAACCAAAGGAAUAAAACCAACAACAACAAUGGAAACAUUAGCCGAAAUAAUGAGAGCAACAAUAGUAAUGGAGACAACGGGAAUAAAGAGGACACCAACGGAGGGGCUAGGACCAACAAUAAUAACGUGAACGACGGAAAUAGUCACAUAGAGACUGCAAGCAACAAUAAUAACAUAGAUGACGACAAAGAAAAUACGAUCAAAGAAAAUAAAGAUAUUCACCGAAAUAAUGAAAGCAGUGACCAAAAAAAGAACGAAACCAAAAAGAAUAAUGAGAAUAGCAACGGGAAAGAUGAAAGUCGCGAGAACGACAAUAAGAUUGCUCAAACCAAAUUUGAUCAUGUUCGAUUGAGUCAAGGCGAUCGAUCCACGAUGCCGACCGGUCCAUGGGUUUCUAGUUCAAGAUGGGCGCAAAGUAAAUUGUGGAAUGUUUAUGAAUUUAAAGACAAUGCCUAA